Saccostrea cuccullata (small rock oyster) is the source of this 2909-nucleotide messenger RNA. RefSeq lists its product as uncharacterized. The coding region runs from base 270 to 2033 and encodes 587 amino acids. Gene Ontology annotation, molecular function: protein kinase activity; ATP binding. Gene Ontology annotation, cellular component: cytoplasm. The record is from RefSeq and is a predicted model, not a curated record. Gene Ontology annotation, biological process: protein phosphorylation; signal transduction. NCBI's taxonomy places the organism in Eukaryota, Metazoa, Mollusca, Bivalvia, Ostreida, Ostreidae. The transcript has 4 exons.
GAGGGAGCGUAGCUCCCGAGUUGUCAUUAUGACCACGCCCAUCGGGUAUCUACACAUAAUCAACAGUGUGAUAUGGGGUAAAUGACUUGUACCAUAGUUUUCAAAAAUUAUUCAUAAGUGUGUCAACUUCUAAGGAAUCGGUCGGACUGGUUCGCGUGAUUGAAACAUUAAGUGUUUGGUUUCAAAGAUGCAUUAGGAUUUUAUAUGAUUUUACGCUCCUUCGUGUCCUUCUGACCACGUCCAUCGAAUAUAGGAUUUGAGUAAUAAAAAUGCCGCGAUGUUACGUUGACAACGCAUACAACAGAAGGAUUGGACGAGUUGGAAUGCCGGUGGGUUCGAUGGUGGUUUCUGGAGGGGAUACUAGCAAGGUUAGCUUCAGAACGUAUGUCGACAAUGCGUACAACCGCAAUUUGGGCAGAGUUGGAAUGCCCCGUGGAUCCAUGCCUGUUUCCAGUUCAGGCAGUUCUUCUUCCCCGAAAACAUACGUUGAUAAUGAGUAUAACAGAAAACUCGGAAGGGCAGGCAUGGAAUAUGGUGCAAUGGUGGUCUCCAAAGGCUCUUCAGAUGAAGAAAGUUCAAGAGGAACGAAGCAUUAUGUCGAUAAUUCUCUCAAUACAUGUAGAAGUCUCUGGCGUGUUUGUCUUCCAGUUGGAACGGUAGUUCACUUGAAAUCUGGAGAGGAUGGUAACAAAGUCUACACAGACAAUCCAGAAAACCGUCGUCUCGAAAGAGUAGGUUUCUGUGUAGGAUCUAGACCCAAAGCCUCGUUUUCAGGAACGGAGCGCACAUAUCGCGACAAUUAUUUGAACAGAGCUCAUAAUAGAGUUGUAGAGGAGCUUGGAAGAAAACCUGUAACCUGCAGCAGGGAAACAGAGUGGAUCCACAAAGCAUAUCAAAGAUACAGAGAAAAUCCGGAUGGGGAGAUUUAUCAAGGGUUACCAGCACUGCCAGAAGAAAUGGAAACGGAUGCGAUAGAAAAAAUGAUAGAAAAUCCGGAUGCAGAGAUUUAUCAAGGGUUACCAGCAUUGCCAGAACAAAUGGAAACGGAUGCGAUAGAGAAAAUGUUUGAUUUAUUAAACAGACUACAGUUUGAGAAAGAAUGGCGCGAAAAAUCAAAGACAAAGCCCGUUCCGAAGACAGAAGAUGCAUUACUUCACUACACCGGUCCGAUUGUUGAGUUUUCCGAUUUGGAGCUUAGAAGGAUCAUUGGUCGUGGUGGUUUUGGGGUCGUUUACCACGCCAAGUACAAUGACUCAGUUGUUGCUGUGAAGAAGUUGCACAUCACUCGAGUUUCCAAGCGGCGUCAGAAAGAAUUCACUGAAAAGGUGAAUAUUCUAAGCAAGCUUGACCAUUCAUUCAUUGUUAAGUUUAUUGGUGCAUGCACAAGAACGCCGAAUCUUUGUAUCGUGAUGGAGUACAUGCAUAUAAGUUUGUACGAAGCUCUACACGUGGACUGUGCUGAUCUAGCCGAAUUUACCGAUGAAGAUCGUCUAGCCAUGAUUAGGCAGACCCUUACAGGCUUAAGGUAUCUGCAUGAGAAAAAUGUUGCUCAUUGCGACAUUAAGUCAAGAAACAUUCUCAUCGACCACGACGGUGAGAAGUUUACGGUUGCCAAACUGUCAGAUUUUGGUUUGAGCAUGAUGAAAAAUAAAACGGAGACUUCUUUGCCGUCUCGUCACGAGGCAGUUCGCAACAUAGGAACACCUCGGUAUUCUUCGCCAGAGGUUCUUCGAGGUGAACUUUUAAGCUUAUAUCAGAUGAAGAUGAGCGACAUGUAUUCUUACGCUUUAGUUGUGUUUGAAAUAAUUUGUGAAGAGGAACCAUUUGCCAAUCUUAGCGCUGCACAGCUGCGCACCCAAGUUGGCGAGAAGGAUCUUUACCCACAAUUCCCUAAAGAUGUUGAUCCCGAUAUUAAUCUAGCAACACAACUUUUGGCUUGCUGGGAGAGAAAGCCAUCUUAUCGCCCCACGGCUAGAAGAUUUCUUCGAGUUGUUAAUCGCUUGUCGUGUGUUUAUGAGAAAUCAGAUUGGUAAAAUCACAAAUAAUGUAUUUUGCUGGUUCACAUUUUUCUGUUGUUGCAUUUUUCAUGACAUUGUUAAAGAUGCAAUUGUGUCGAAUUCUUUAAUUUUUAUGUUUACUAGACUAGUAAUUGUAUGCAUGUUUUAAAUCUUAUCAGUAGAUUUUUAUGUUAUUAAGUUUUAACUUAUUUUUUUGUAUAUUUACAAUCGUUGAAUGUUAGUUGUUCUUUGUUUAAGGGACAGUGCUUGAACAAAUCAUUCAGCUGUUCAUUCUAAUUUUACAACGCAUUGUUUAUUUUAAGGAAUAGUAUAUAUUACUUUGUAUACAUUCAUUAUACAUGUAUUUUCUACUUGUUAAUAUUCAUCUAACUAUAAAUAUUGUAAUUAAAUGUGUUGAUGUACUAGCAUAGAAACACUAUGAAAAUAUAUAUCACAAUGCUAUAAUUCAUCUUAAGUACAUGCAUAAAUUAUAAUAAUUUAUAUGAAGCAAUAUAUACUAGUAUAUUUUUGAAAAGUUCUAUCACAAAAUUGUUUAAGGUCCAUGAUAAUUGUUCCUUGAAACAUCUGCAGAAGAAUUUUAGUGCUAUCUAUUUUAAUUUAUAUACACUGUAUCUGUAACUUUCAAAACUUGAUACGAAAAACACUUUAUGGUCAAUUGAACUUGAAAUACCUAUAACUCAUUUCGAAAAGGGUAUAUUUUGCAGUAAGUUCAUAAUUAUUUACGUUUUGUCCUUUUUUGAUUAUUAUUUGUAUUCUGAACAAAUGUAUUGAUUUUUUAGGGUACAGGUUUGCCAGUAAGACGGUCUUUGCAGAUGCAUCGUCCCCCCUAGUGUCCUCUGUAUUCAAGCCUAAAUAUAUACUAUUAUACUGCUACUAUUACAAAAAUAUCCG